Hibiscus syriacus is the source of this 1147-nucleotide messenger RNA. RefSeq names its product jasmonate O-methyltransferase-like. Lineage: Eukaryota; Viridiplantae; Streptophyta; Magnoliopsida; Malvales; Malvaceae. Gene Ontology annotation, biological process: methylation. The coding region runs from base 20 to 1141 and encodes 373 amino acids. Gene Ontology annotation, molecular function: S-adenosylmethionine-dependent methyltransferase activity. The record is from RefSeq and is a predicted model, not a curated record. The transcript has 4 exons.
GCAAUUAAGCUGCAAAAUAAUGCAAGUACUUCACAUGAACAAGGGCAACGGCGACACUAGCUAUGCAAAGAACUCGACGGUCCAGAGCAAAAUUAUAUCUGUGGGGAAACAAAUCAUGGAAGAAGCAGUGCUAGAAAUGCUAUGCGGCAAUGCGAUAGAACUAGAAAGCAUGGGAAUAGCAGACUUGGGUUGCUCAUCAGGACCUAACACUUUGUCGGUAAUUUCGGCGAUCAUGGACACGGUCGAAGCAGCAAACCGUCAUCUCGGUCGGCGGCUGGUGUCGGAGUGUAGGGUGCUGUUGAACGAUCUUUACAGCAAUGAUUUCAACGAAAUAUUCAUGUCAUUGCCGGCUUUCUACAAGAGACUGGAAGAAGAGACAGGGCUUGGGUUUGGAUCCUGCUUCAUAUCGGGUGUCCCAGGCUCUUUCUACGGUAGAUUGUUCCCCUCCAACACUCUGCAUUUCGUGCAUUCUUCUUCCAGCCUUCACUGGCUCUCACAGGUUCCAGCCGGCCUGCAGACCAAUGCUCUCAAACAUGUGAACAAGGGAAAGCUGUAUAUUUCUCAGAGCAGCCCCCGGUGUGUGAUGGAUGCCUACUCAUUGCAAUUCCAGAACGACUUUUCACUCUUCAUAAAAUCACGUUCACAAGAAUUGGUUCCCGGCGGCCGCAUGUUCCUUUCUUUCAUGGGUCGGAGAUCCGCCGACCCGACCACCGAAGACAGCUGCUACCAGUGGGAGCUCUUAGCCCAAGCGAUCAUGAGUCUAGCAAGAGAGGGUCGAAUUGAGGAGGAAAAGGUUGAUUCUUUCAAUGCGCCUUAUUAUGCGCCAUUCACGGAGGAAAUAAAGGAGGAGAUACAGAAGGAGGGCUCCUUCACAAUUGAUCGCUUCGAGGCUUUCGAAAUCGACUGGGAUGGCGGUGCUGUCACCGACAUCCAUACUCCUCAGGGGAAGCUGUUGGUGGGACAACGAGUGGCCAAAACCAUCAGAGCGGUUGUAGAAUCCAUGCUGCAAUCUCAGUUGGGAAUCCAACCAGACGUAAUGGAUGACCUAUUCAUUAGGUAUGCAGAUAUUGUUGGGACUCACUUGUCCAAGUCUAGGACCAAGUACGUUAAUAUGGUGAUGGUCCUCAUUAAAAAAGGGUAGUCAAGC